Molecule: messenger RNA, 1745 nt
Organism: Alosa sapidissima (American shad)
Lineage: Eukaryota; Metazoa; Chordata; Actinopteri; Clupeiformes; Clupeidae
Exons: 4
Coding region: 70-1533 (487 amino acids)
Source: RefSeq, a predicted model, not a curated record
AAGUUAUCAAUUCCCACACCAUCAUCAAUUGAGGAACUCUCUGCAGUUCUCUGUGAAAAACUGCAGAUAAUGGGAAGUUUUGUUAUCCAAUAUGAAGACCCUGAUUUCAACAAUGAACUUUGUACUUUACAUGACAUCACAGAGCUUCCAAAAGACAAGGCUACUUUGAGGAUCCACUGGGAAGUAGUUUUAAGCCCAGUGGUGGACGAUGCUCACCUUUCAGAUUUCACUGUGGAUACAGCAAGCAUGACUUCCACUCAGUCGUCAGCUUCAUCACCCCAUCCAGCUUCUCCUCCCUAUCCAGCUUCUCCUCCCUCUACAUCUAGAUUAAAGCAGUGGCCAAGCACAUUUCCAGUGCCUUCAUUUUCAUAUGAUGUGGAGUUGAGGUUGAAAAAAGCUAAUGAGGAUCUUCAAGAAAAUGGAACAGCCCUGAUUGUUCCAAGAUACAUGAAAAUGAAUAUAUUGGACAAAUUGGCUGAAACUGUGUACUCUUACAAAGCCUACACAAAGGACUCUGAUAUAGAGAAGGUUGCAUCUGCUUUGGUAGAAAAACACCCAUGUCUCAAAGACGCAGGAUCUGACACGACAGGAUGUGAAGCAUGGAAAAUGAGCCUUAAGUUUAAAAUGGCUAAUUAUCGUCAGAAACUCCGCAAUGCAGGAUGCAGUGAGAUGGUUGUUAAUACUCACUCAAGACAAGGUUCAUCUCGUGGAUCUCUCAAGAGACCCAAAAGAUCUGAACUCAACUUUCUUCCUGACCAUCCUGUUGGUUUGGAUGAAGAAGAAUUGGAGAAGGAAAGGUCAUCGAUGGAGGAAGAAGUGAAAAAGAGAAAUUUGAGCUUGACUGUUUUGAAUGCAAUGAUGGAGACAACAUUUUCCUUGAGGAGAAAAGAAAUUGUGCAGGAUCAGCCGCUGGUGUCAACAAUCAAGCAAAGAUGGCCAGGACUGUUUUUUGAGGAGGAGGUUUGUGCUGAAUUCUUCCGCAUCAACCGUAUUGACCUGAAGUCAACAUUCCUGACAUCGCUGGACAAUCACACCCAGGGGUUCCUGAAGAUGUACAGAGCCAAAGCAAGACAGGGAAGGUGGAACGACUUGGAUGAACUUCUGGAGAAACUGGAUGCCCAGACCACAGAUCUAACUACUUAUAGAAGGUCUGCUGUUCUUCGUGGUCUUCCCCUGUACUUGAGAGAGCCAGCUUCAAUUUCAAAGACUAUUAAGGAUACUGAGGCACUGGGGCCACACACAAAGGCCAUGAAAAUGGGGAUCCUGGAAGUAACUGACAGUUCUACCAACUCAGGACCAUAUCCCACAGUGGUCAAUGUGGCUGUAGUACUGGAGGAGGAAGUAGUCAUGGACAAUCUGGGAGACUUCACAAAUGCCCUCAUGAUGCUCUUUGGUCUGCUUUAUGCUCUAAAUAUGGAGUACCCUAAGGACUUAAGGUACACAUUCGAGGCAGUCCAGAAGAUUCUCUUAAACCUGGGAAAAGAGUGCACAGCAAGGAUCCAGUCCUUUAAGAACAAGUUAUUACAGGUGUAAUGGUCAUUACAGUACGUGUUAAUUGCCAGUCAUUGAGGUAUUUUGAGGUAUCAAAGGUUUCAUGGUUCUCUUAAAUGGCAGUGACCUUUUUUUGUUGAAUUUUUGUAACUGUUCUGGAACAUGUCACAAAUCAUUUUGAACCAAUUUUACACCUUCCUUAUGUGUUUGUUGAAAACAUGACAAUAUGUGGAGAGCAGUGCUUACCUUUUUUC